Tribolium madens (black flour beetle) is the source of this 1078-nucleotide messenger RNA. Its product is annotated as retinol dehydrogenase 11-like. The record is from RefSeq and is a predicted model, not a curated record. The transcript is spliced from 3 exons. NCBI's taxonomy places the organism in Eukaryota, Metazoa, Arthropoda, Insecta, Coleoptera, Tenebrionidae. Bases 58 to 1014 code for a protein of 318 amino acids.
ACAUGUGGUGUGACAUAUUUUGACAUUUACUAAGCUUGAAAAUAGUUAUCGCACAAAAUGGUGUUUUUAACUGCAAUUUUAAUUCUUUUUAGCAUCUUUGCAGUAGUUAAAAUUUAUUUAAAAUUGACUACAGGCAGGUGCAGAAGUCACACUUGUUUGGUUGGCAAAACUGCCAUAAUCACUGGGUCAAACACCGGUAUUGGGUACGAAACAGCUCUAGAUUUCGCCAAAAGAGGCGCUCGAGUCAUUCUAGCUUGUCGCAACAAGUCCAAAGCGGAAGAAGCCCGUUCAAAAAUCAUUUCCGAGACCGGAAAUGACAACAUAGUUGUCAAAAUCGUCGACUUGGCCUCCUUUGACUCGGUCCGAGCCUUCGCCAAAGAAAUCAACGAGACUGAAAAUCGUUUAGACAUUUUGGUCAACAAUGCUGGAGUUAUAGGAAUCGGGGAUGACACCAGUAGAGAUGGCCUCUCCUUGGUCAUCCAAAUCAACCACUUUUCCGGCUUCCUCCUCACCAACUUGCUGGUAAAUCUGCUGAAGAAGUCGGCCCCCAGUCGUGUUAUCAAUGUGUCGUCGUUGGCGGCAGAAGGGGCCAAAAACCUCGAUUUGGACCAAAUCGCCAAACACACUUCGGUGAUGACCGAUUACUACAAUUCGAAAUUGUGCAAUAUUUUGUUCACUCAAGAGUUAGCAAAGAAACUGGAAGGAAGCGGAGUUACGGCCUAUUCGCUGCAUCCGGGAGUUGUCAAGACUGAGAUUGUUAACAACACUUCAGGGCUUCUGAAAAUCGGGUUCAGUUUUUUGAUGAAGUUUUUCUCCAAGACGGUUGAGGAAGGGGCCCAAACUACGAUUCACUGCUCAGUGGCAAAAGGAAUAGAAGAGUGCAAUGGGGAGCAUUUUUCCGACUGUAAAAGAGUCAAAGCUUACAAAACAGCAAGAAAUCCAGGCCUUGCAAAAAAAUUGUGGGAAAAAUCUGAGCAAAUCGUUCAUUUGCAACCAAAUGAAACACAAUUAUAAAUUUUUCAAGUAAUUUAUUGUAACCUUGUUUAGGUUUAGAUGAAUAAACAGUGCAUUAAAUGAA